Molecule: messenger RNA, 408 nt
Organism: Staurois parvus
Lineage: Eukaryota; Metazoa; Chordata; Amphibia; Anura; Ranidae
Source: the annotation of a GenBank genome assembly
AUGCCUGCAGACUACAAUGGAACCUGGGUCAUGGAGAAGAAUGACAACUUUGAUGGAUACAUGAAGGCUUUAGACAUUGAUUUUGCUACUCGUAAGAUUGCGGCCCACUUAACCCAAACCAAGGAAAUCAUCCAGAAUGGAAAUGAGUUUAAAACAAAGACACUCAGCACAUUUCGUAACUAUUUAGUGGACUUUACUGUUGGAGUGGAAUUUGAGGAACAAACCAAGACCUUGGACAGCAGGACGGUGCAGACCUUAGUAUCCUGGGACGGAGACAAACUUGUCUGUGUUCAAAAAGGAGAAAAGAAUAAUCGUGGCUGGAAGCACUGGAUUGAGGGCGACAAACUCUAUCUGGAAUUAACAUGUGAAGAUCAAGUUUGCAUCCAGAUAUUCAAAAAGAAGAACUAA